UUGGGGUUUCACUGAAAUCGUUUGCCACAAAAGUAAUUUCCACAGGCUGCUUGGGAUUUAGGCCCUUGUAGACAGACACACAGAUACAAAUGAAGGUGGGCUGGGAACUGUUCGGUCCCCUUCUGCCUCCGGGCUCUCGCGGGAGCGGGCCUCUCCGGGGCACUCGCGUUUCCCCCCCAGCCCCCAGAGGGCGCUGUGGGCCACUCCGCCGCACUGCCGGCGGCGUCCCCGGGGAGGAGCCUCUCCUGCAGCCGCCACCGCCUCCGCGAUCGCAAACCCGGAAGACGUGUUCGGGCAGCUGGAGUGUACGGGCCCGCGGGCCACGGCCAUGCAGCCCCUGGAGGUCUUUUCUCCUGGCACCCUGUAUUCAUGGCCUUGGCGGAUGUAUGAGAGCACCUCCUUUUUCUCAGGCCUCGAAGCCAGACAUGAGGCUUACUGGCUCUCUCCUAUGUUCACAGUUCUGCCUCUGCAUGGCUGAAGCCAUCCUACUCUUCUCACCUGAACACUCCCUGUUCUUCUUCUGCUCCCGAAAAGCACGGAUCCGGCUCCACUGGGCAGGGCAGACCCUAGCCAUCCUCUGUGCAGGUCUGGGCCUGGGCUUCAUCAUCUCCAGCAGGACCCGCAGUGAGCUGCCUCAUCUGGUGUCCUGGCACAGCUGGGUGGGAGCCCUGACACUGCUGGCCACUGCUGUCCAGGCACUGUGUGGGCUCUGCCUCCUUUGUCCCCGGGCAGCCAGGGUCUCAAGGGUGGCUCGCCUCAAGCUCUACCAUCUGACGUGUGGACUGGUGGUCUACCUGAUGGCUACAGUAACGGUGCUUCUGGGCAUGUACUCAGUAUGGUUCCAGGCCCAGAUCAAAGGUGCAGCCUGGUACCUGUGCCUGGCACUGCCCGUCUAUCCAGCCCUGGUGAUCAUGCACCAGAUUUCCAGAUCCUACUUGCCGAGGAAGAAAAUGGAAAUGUGAGUUCCUGCGAACUCUGAAUCUAGGUGGGACGCUUGCCUUGAACAUCAUGGUUCCUUUGGUGAUCUAUAAGGGAUCUAUUUAAGAAGUGGUCAGGUUUUCGCACUUCUUGGCUGGUCCAGGGACUGCAGAAACCAAAGCUGCUAUUGUUGAGGAAUAAUUCAGUGGGUCAAAAUGGGGAGAUGUACUGGGUAUGAGUGGAAGGUGAUGGAGAGCCUGAUCCUGAAGCCUCUACUUGAUGAGAGACAGAGUUUUGGGUGGUGAUAGUGAUGUGCUGGUGGUCAUUUCUUGCUUGUGUGCCUGAUGAAAAAUUGGGUUCCUGUACGUUAUGAAUGGCAUCCAUGGAUAUUUGGGUUACUUUUAAGAAAGCAGUGUGAUGUAGUGGAGAGAGCCCAUGGGUCUUAUUUAUGGGAUGUGGUCCUCUUAGGCUCUGUUGUACAACCUUAGGUACAUUCCAUGUCUUAAGACCACUGUUUCUUCAUCUGUGAAAUGUUUCUAAACAAUCUCUAAGUCCCUUCCUUCUCUAAUAUACAGCGUCUGUCAGGUCGAUGUCUCAGAACACUCUCCCAGCUGUGGACCACGUGGACCACUUAGCAGACUCAGGGGGUAGUUCUUUACUCUCCCUUUACUCCCCUGGAGGGACAGCUCUGCCCUUGAGGCCCUUCAGAAAUUUGUGCUGAUUUGGUCCCUGUGCCAGGGCACAGGGGGUCAGGGAUUGUGGAAAGAAGGGACUCAGGUGAGGGUCUUCUGGACUCUAAGACGGUAAAGGCACUAAAGUCACUUUAAAGCUUUUGGAGAAGCAGGAGGGCAUUGGCUUAACCAAGCCGAAGGCUCCUGGCUGGGCUGCCUAGCCCAGCUAAGAUCUUCCUUCAGCCCACCUCAGGAUCCGGGCUUGAGGGCUGCAGGGCGUGCGUGCACUCCCUCCCCCGAAAUCACUUCUCAGGGCAAAGGAGCCCCAGGCAUCUCAUGCUUUGCCCUUCUUAGGGCUCAGGUUCUUGCCUUAGCACAUAGCUUCUGGGAGCUUUUUUGAAGCUUUUCAUAAGGGCCAAGGAAGUGGGGCAGGGCUUUUCUGAUCCAAAGAAAACAAAGUUUCUCUGGUUACCCGUCUUCCCUUGUUAUCUAAGCUUUCCUCAGUUGUCAUCUCUUCCCAGCUCUUUGGUCCAAGAGGGGGCUGAGUUUGGUGCCAGCUGGCAAAUGAAGGCUGGACUCUCUUCCCUCCAGAGACCACCACCCUCCUUGCUGCAGCUGAAAGUAGUUCCCCAGGCUGGCCUCGGUGGUGAGGACUGGAUGCUAGACUGCUGAGCUGUGGUCUGGGCUCAGUUGAGAAGAUAGGAUCUCCCUAGAUCAUGGCAAGGCCUGACAACAGCUGAGCCAGGAAAGUGCUGCUGAGGCAAGUAGACAUAGCUCACAGGGAACUCUGGGAAGCCUGGGGUGUAGGCGCUGGAGCUCCAGUUCCCAGGAGCAGGGGCAGGUGUUCCUAGAUGUUAGUGUUGUGGAUGUCCUUGGUCUUCUGAAGAUUCAGGUCCUCCUCUCCGGGUAGCUUAGAAGUAAGGAGGUUGGUUUGAUUCAAUAGUACAAGAAUGGGGACAGCAAGGGCAGAAGUGUCCUCUCCACGUAACUCAUUAUGCCUCUCCUGGGGGAGAUUGCAUCUCCAGGACAAGCAUCUAAAGGAGGCCCCUGCUGUGCAGAGGGGUAUUGUUCCUGUCUCUUUCAUUGUCCUCCCUCCUCUCAAACUCUCCAGUGUGGUGUGAACUCAGAAGAAACGGUUACUGGGGCUGCAUGGAGAAUUUCACCUGCGGUGAUUUUGAUCCAGGGACUGCAUCUCCUCUUUCCUCAUCACAGCCAGUGCUGAGAGGCUCAUUCUACCUGCCGCAGGGUAGGAGGGCCAGGCAAAGUUCACCAGCUUGCUCUAAGAGCAAGCAGGCAAUGCCGUAAAGCCUGAGCCUGCCUGAGGUGCUGCCUCCUCCCAGGUGGUGCGGGGGCUGGUGGGCGGGCGGGCAGGCGUGCUGACAGCCGGCAGUUUGCGUGGGCUGUGCCAUCUGAUGUCUAUUCCCAGCCCUGGGAGGAAGGGGGAGUCAUUUAUAUUCUGCAGGAGGAAGGGGCCCCAGCUGUCGCCUUUCUGACCAGCAGGCCUGGAGGGCAGGGGCACAGAGCAGAGAGGAGGGCACUGGUGGUCUCCUGCUUAGCCUGGUCUGACUGCAGUGUAGGGAAUAGGUCACCAGGAGGAGCCCUUCAUCCUGGCAGGCCGGAUUGUGGAGGGACUUCCCUUCCCCCCCUUUUCCAUUUCUCCCUCCAUCACCACCUGCCCUCACAUCCUGGGGCAGCAGCUGGACAGCCAUUAGUCCUCAGUGCCAGGGCACUCUUCCUCCAGCUGGGAUCUCAGCGGCUCCCAGCUGCAUGGGCUCCUGCUUGUGUGUUCCCUCCUCCGCCAUCCUCUGUUCCCCGCACCUCCCUUAUUCUGCUCAUGUCUGGGGUAUUCACUUGGCUCCUCAGCAAGGAAGCAAACGCCUUGGAGGAGAAGCACAUGGUUGCCCUUUUGUCCUUGCUCCCUGGCUAGGGAAAGCUGCUAGUGGUCAGCCUGUUUUGCCUUUUUUUUUUUUAAAAAAAAAAAGCCAGGGCAGGGUGCUUAGAUUUUAAAAAUUUGCGUGUUAUUUGCACAAAUUUUCAUAUCAAGCUAAGUCCUGAUUCCAAAUUUGAUUAUAUUCCAAAUUUGAUUAUAUUCCAAAUUUGAUUAUAUUCAGAUUCAACCUUGAGGACAUUAGAAAUAUAGAUGGCUUCUGUAUCCAAAUCUGAAUGGAAAUGAGAUUACCCUUCUGGGUUCAGAUACCCCUCCCAAGCCCCCGUCUUUUCUGUAACCACCCCUCCUCUGAGCCCCAUCAUGGCUGGGGUUGGUAUGGAAUGGGAGCAGCUCUGUAUCUGGGGAAGUCCUCCAGCCUCACCUUCUUGGCUCUUAAGUGGUAGGCUGUUACCACUUGCCAGCCUGGGCCUCCUCUCUCCCCACCCUUUCACAAGGCAGGCUGCCCUUCCGCACUCACUGGCCCAUCCCUUCUUUCUCAUCGUCCCACCCUUCCACCCCCGUGCAUGGCUGCUGUAGGUCUGGUUUUUUUUGUUUUUUUGUUUUUUUUAAGACGGAGUCUCACUCUGCCGCCAGGCUGGAGUGCAGUGGCGGAAUCUUGGCUCACUGCAACCUCUGCCUCCCGGGUUCAAGCGAUUCUCCUGCCUCAGCCUCCCGAGUAGCUGGGACUACAGGCACGUGCCACCAUAUCCAGCUAAUUUUUGUAUUUUUAGUAGAGAUGGGGUUUCACCAUGUUGGCCAGGAUCUCUUGACCUCGUGAUCUGCCCGCCUCGGCCUCCCAAAGUGCUGUGAUUACAGGCGUGAGCCACCGUGCCUAGCCAGGUCUUGUUUUGAAAACCUCACUGUGGGAGAUUCAGGCAUCCUCCCUAAGCCAGCUGGCCGCUGUGCUAAAGCCUGUUCAGAGUUAAUAAUAAUCAUUAGCUGAAUGGUGCUGGGGCCUUUCAGCUUCAGAUCUCUAAGCACUUGCAGGCUGAGUCAGUCAGCCCUCACCUUCCCCCUCCUUCCUGGGCUGCAGAGUGUAACAGAAUGGGAAGGCACUGUGGGAAGGAAGUCAGGAAUCUUGCUGCUAGCCACGCCUUGCAGUGACUUGUCGUCUGGGAGUGGGCACUGAGUCCUCUCAGUAAACUAAUAAGACUUGCACCUGACAAAGGUCAAGAUAUGUAGGGAACACAGUGUAUGCUAGGCUGAGACCUAUGGUGGUGGCAGGGGUGGCUGUUGAGCCUGAACUUCCAGUACUCCUGCCCUUCCUUCUGUUUACCUGGCUUGGCCUACAGGGGGCACCCCUGGUCUUGAUGCCUCAAGCCCAGCAUUUCUGGGUCCCCUCUGCAAGCUCAGAGAGCAGGGAGGCUUCUGGUAGUGCUCUUGAUGCUCCUGUGUCUGGUUGGCACAAAGAUCCUGUGUAACAUGAAAUGAAAGGUGCAUCAGCUUGGGGGCUGGGAAACCUGCAGUAUGGGUUUACUCCGUCCCUAUCACUGGUGUGGCUGUGGGCAAACCACUUAUUGCCUGACCUACCUCACAGGGAUGUUGUGAGGGUUUGAUGAGAGAAUGAAUGUUAACAGGAAUUGGAAAAUUCAAAGCAUUAAACACAUGUAAACAGGUGGUA
Pan troglodytes (chimpanzee) is the source of this 5137-nucleotide messenger RNA. RefSeq names its product cytochrome b561 family member D1 (gene CYB561D1). The transcript has 3 exons. Lineage: Eukaryota; Metazoa; Chordata; Mammalia; Primates; Hominidae. The record is from RefSeq and is a predicted model, not a curated record. Bases 90 to 962 code for a protein of 290 amino acids. Gene Ontology annotation, molecular function: transmembrane monodehydroascorbate reductase activity.